CCUGCCUGCCGUCCCCAGCACAGGAGAGAGCGAGGCUAGCUGUCUGACCCAGGGAUUUCCUGCAGGAGUCACUGAGAUUCUGAUGAACAGACCUCGUGCCCGCAAUGCCCUGGGGAACAUCUUGGUCGACCAGCUGCAGGAAGCUCUGGUCCAGCUGCGGGAGGACCGGCAAGUGCGUGUCCUGCUCUUCAGAAGUGGAGUGAAGGGCGUAUUCUGUGCAGGUGCAGACCUGAAGGAGCGCGAGCGGAUGAGUGAGGCCGAGGUGGGGAUCUUUGUCCAGAGACUUCGAGGCCUUAUGAAUGAGAUCGCUGCCUUUCCUGCGCCCACCAUUGCAGCUAUGGAUGGGUUUGCCCUGGGCGGAGGCCUGGAGCUUGCCCUGGCCUGUGACCUCCGAGUAGCAGCAGCUUCCUCAGCUAUCAUGGGGCUGAUCGAGACCACUCGAGGGCUCCUCCCAGGAGCAGGAGGGACUCAGAGGCUGCCCCGCUGUCUGGGGGUGCCCCUGGCCAAGGAGCUCAUCUUCACCGGCCGGCGACUGACUGGGGAGCAGGCCCAGGCACUGGGGCUGGUGAAUCAUGCUGUGGCCCAGAAUGAAGAGGGUGACGCCGCCUACCAGCGGGCUCGAGCACUGGCCCGGGAGAUCCUGCCCCAGGCCCCCAUUGCUGUGCGGCUGGGCAAAGUAGCCAUUGACCGAGGAAUGGAGGUGGACAUUGCAUCAGGGAUGGCCAUUGAAGAAAUGUGCUAUGCCCAGAACAUCCCAACGCGGGACCGGCUGGAAGGCAUGGCAGCCUUCAGGGAGAAGCGACCCCCCGAAUUUGUUGGCGAGUGACUCUACUAACCUUAAGCAUGGGCAACACAUGCCUUAAAGCGCAGUUCCAGAGGGAACUGCAGAGCGACUGCCCUCAUCAUCCGUAUCAUCUCUCUGGACUUCUGUUUCUUCACAAAGAUCAAGGAUAUAAAGUGACUGGUGGCCAUACCAAGGUGCGACCACAUCACCUACUACUACCACCUCCUAUACCCCUGCCCUGCUAGACAG
Tupaia belangeri chinensis (Chinese tree shrew) is the source of this 1033-nucleotide messenger RNA. It is a transcript of the gene ECHDC2, whose product is annotated as enoyl-CoA hydratase domain containing 2. Gene Ontology annotation, cellular component: mitochondrion. Bases 83 to 826 code for a protein of 247 amino acids. The transcript is spliced from 9 exons. The record is from RefSeq and is a predicted model, not a curated record. NCBI's taxonomy places the organism in Eukaryota, Metazoa, Chordata, Mammalia, Scandentia, Tupaiidae. Gene Ontology annotation, biological process: fatty acid beta-oxidation. Gene Ontology annotation, molecular function: catalytic activity.